GAAUCCGCUGGGAAUUGUCAGCAACUGUUGGCACUACUGUACGAUGAUGUUUCUUACUCUGGUUUGCUCUGGUUACUGAUGCCCGCUAUAUUUGGAGCAAUGUGGAGUUCCCAAAAUGUUUAAUGUGUUUGUUUCAUUACGUAUAUAACACUGACGUCCCAAUCUUCAUUUACAUGUUGCCUGAGAGAAGGACGUUUUUUAUGGAGUACUGAAAUGCUCACGUUUUUAACCCUGUGUGAUAGAUUGUUAAUUUUAUUAAGUGGGAAAUUGAGUUUUAAUUACAAUUAUUAGCAGACAAAGACAUUGAAAUGAACCAUUAACAAUGAAUGCCUAUUGGUGCGGCUUCAAUGGAUUCAAUCAAAUAUCGACUGAAAUUUCAUCUAUAUCAUCUUCACAAUUCUGCCUUGUACCACUUAACAACAUUAAAGAUGUUGAUUUUGCAUGGGCUUGUGCUGUUGUGAUAUCAGCUGGAGAUGCCUUUAUGUCUGGUUUUGAUGGCACGUCAUCAUCUUUCUUACAAAAAUUAACAAAACCUGAACCCCAAUUGAAGUUCCUGGAGGUUGCUUGUAAUGAGACAUAUGCAUUAUUAACCUCUGAAGAUGGCGAAUGCUGGCAAUAUUUUUACAAUACUAAGAAGUGGAAAAAACUUUUAAAAUUCACUUCUGUUGAGGGAACAACUGAUGAUGGUAUUAGCAGUAAAUCUUCAGGAUUAUUGAGUUGUAAUUUGGAGAGUCUUGAAGAAUGUAGACUGGCUAAAGACAAGAAAAAUAUUGUUAAGAUAUGCUGUGGAGAAACUGUGAACAUUGCUCUUGAUAAUUGUGGUCAAGCAUACAGUAUUCCAUCUCCAAUUUCUAUGACAGGAGUAAAAAUAAUGGAAGUAGCAUGUGGGUUUGAGCACUGUUUAUUGUUGGAUGAUAUAGGCAGAGUGUAUUCAACAGGAUCUGGCAUGCGUGGGCAGUUGGGAAGUGGAACUCUUGAAACAGUAGAUUCUCCCCAAGAAAUUGAAGCAUUGGGUGGUCUCCAAGUCAUCCACAUAGCUGCAGGAGGAUGGCAUUCUGCUGCAGUUACAGCCAGUGGAGUUUUGUACACAUGGGGAUGGAAUAACUCGGGUCAGUUGGGGUUUCCUACUGUUGAGUCAACCGAUACUUUGUCAUCUUCAGAACACAAUCUAGAGCAGAGGAAUUUACAGAAUCAAACAUCUCAAUGUUGUUCUAAUACACAGAGUGAUUUAUUGUACAAGGAUGAAGAAAAAAGUGUAAACUGUGUUACCAAAGAAUGUACCAAAUGUGCCAUAGGAGAUUGUAAAAGCAGUGGUCCAGACGAUCAUAAAAAUAAAAAGUUGAAACUCACUGUGCGAGAAGAGGAAAACAAGCAGAAUGAUAGACUAGGUUGUUUGCAAAAUGAAGUGCAUGGUUCAGAAAGUAGUAAAAUAUGUGAGAAUAGGGAAGGUGGAUCUAAAGGAGAUUCAGCUGUAGAGCAGAAGGAGCGAGUAACUGUCUCAGCAGUUCCCAUGCCUGUGGAUUUUCCUCUGGGAAAAGAUGUGGAUGUUGUUGAUGUGAGCUGUGGAAAUCGUCACACCAUUGCAUUAGCAGGUGAUGGCUCAGUGUGGGGUUGUGGUUGGAAUGCAUAUGGCCAACUUGGGAAAUCUCCUGAUACUGUUGUGUCUGUGGAUUGUAUGGUAAUCCUAGAUAUUCAAACAGAUGAGAAGAUUUGUAGAGUACAUUGUGGAGGUUGGAAUUCUGUUGUAUUUUGUAAAAAAUAGUUUUUGUUAUGAUGUACUAUUACAGUAUUAAAUUUUAUAGAAUUA
Gryllus bimaculatus (two-spotted cricket) is the source of this 1807-nucleotide messenger RNA. The record is from the annotation of a GenBank genome assembly. Lineage: Eukaryota; Metazoa; Arthropoda; Insecta; Orthoptera; Gryllidae.